CCCUAAAUGAAAUUAUAUUUCAUUUAUACAGUGAAGAAUACAGUGCUAUUUUACAUUUCAUUAUUCAAUUUUUGUACCUGAAUACUGUAAGUCUUGCAUAAAGCUAUGUUUAUUUCAUUUAUUUGUUCUAUUGUAUUCAUCUAUGGUGGUAAUUUGUUUGUCCUUUCAGGUUCAAAAUCACCCCAGUCAUACUACAAUGAUUCAUUCUUUACAAAUAGAGCAAUUCAUCUGGUGAAGUUGCAAUAAAUAUUGCAGAAAAACAAAAUAUCACAAUGUAAUUUCCAAUAUCGUGCAGUAGUUGCAAGAGCAGCACAAAGAAUUUCAGUAUAUUUCCCAGUUCCUUCCUGUUACGCAAGAACAGCAUAUAAAAUGUUUAGAUUCAGAAGACACUGUGCCUUUUUCUCUCAGAUAUCUCACUCCUUUUGAGCCCUUAUUUCUCUAAAGUCUGAUCUUCAAAAAACUUCAUCUGGUACAAUACUGGUUAUUAUUACUUAGAUUUCCCUUUUGCUAUUUCAAUUUUAAUAUUUACUUGAUUCAUUUCAUUUAAUUUGUCAUUAUAAUUUUACUAUUUCAAAUUUUUUAUUCCUUACUUUUGUUGGAUCUCUGCCAUCAUUUGCUCGUCUGCCUGGACCACACUGCAUCAAGAAUGAACAUGCUUUAUGUCCUUUUAUUGGUCCUUUGGUCAGCUUUCAACAGAACCAGCUCCUUCCUUAUCUACAACAAGGACCACAACAAAUGUGUGUAUGCCGUGAGUGCUAGUGUAGUGCUGACUGCGCCAUGCGACGCAUCUUUCACAGCUCAGCGUUUCCUAUGGAUUUCCUCAUCACGAAUCAUCAGCCUCGCUUUUAAUCUCUGUUUGGGGGCCGAGAAGAUCGAAGACGGGGCCAAAGUUAUCCUUCUGCCCUGCAAUGAGUCUAACCCCCAACAAACCUGGGAGUGUAAAGAUGAUACCUUGCUCGGACUGAAGGGACAUCCACUGCACUUGAACUAUGGAGAUUAUGUCGAGCCAAAUAUGAUGCUGUUCAAUGAAACAGGAGUUUGGAGUCGCUGGCUGAUUUAUGGGACCAACGAAAAUUUGUGUUCUCGUGGAUAUCAAGAGAUGGCUAGUAAUCCUGAUGGAAAACCAUGCUAUUUCCCUUUUAAGUUUAAUGGAGAUGUGUACGCCGAGUGCACUGUGGAUGGCAGGAGUGAUGGUGUGCUGUGGUGUUCCACAGAAAAUGAUUACGAAAAGGGAGAGUGGGGCUUCUGCCACCCAAUACAUGCUCCAGAGACCAACAUCACAGUGUAUGGGCAGAUGCAGGACAGAGAGCAUGUGAUAGUGAUGUGUUCGUUUGGCAGGAGGUUCACUAAGAGCUCUUUCCAGCUGUCAGUGGAGGGAGAACACAACUACACACUGAAGGACCCACUGUGUUAUUCAAAUGAGAAGUGUAUGUUUGAUGUGAAAGUGAGUCCACCUGUUUCCUUCACCUGUGUGCACGAGAUUAAUUCUGUGGUGAACCGUCGCAGUGAGACUUACAUAGAUGAUCAUGAGGAAGGAGUGUCUUUAUUCUACAUCUGCUUUUCCUCCUCCAUUGCUGUUUGUCUCGUCAUCAUGACUGUGGCAGUGAUCGUGAUUACCCUCAGAGGCAAAUAAAGGAGAGUGUUUACUAGUUACUCACAGUCAGAUCAAAAUCUAUAAAUGGAAAUGAAUAGCAUGUGAGCAUCUCUUAGAGUAUCUCUGAAAUGCUUUGUUAUGCAAUUAAUUUUGUUUUGUUUCGUUAUUUCCCUUAAAGAAGCUCAAAGACUAACACGCAGCCGUGGUUUUCUGAGCUGAAGAUGCAAGUUUCUCUUCCUCAAUCUUAUUUCUGAUGACGGCAUUAUCUCAAUAUAGCUCCCUGCAUGCGUUUCUGUGUUAAAAUCUGACACCACUUGGUGUGAGAUUCAUUUUGACAUGCAAUGCUAUAUUAAGGUGUUGUGAUUGUGUUUCGUGCGUUCAGGAUUAGAUUUGAUCAGUCUUCAGCUUCAGUUUUAUUUGAGGAAAAAUCCUAAAAUAACUUAGCAGAUCUUAACUUAAGUUGAGCUUCAAUACAACAGACUCAAGCCUAAUUUUAUUAUAUGAUUUUUUUUCCUUAGGCAUUUGUUAAGAUUUUCUAUUAUAAUUUAAGUGAUGCAAUUUUAGAACUGUGUUAGGAUGAAUUCAUCACAUUAGGAUGAAUUGCUUAUGCUGUAUUUG
Pimephales promelas (fathead minnow) is the source of this 2212-nucleotide messenger RNA. The record is from RefSeq and is a predicted model, not a curated record. NCBI's taxonomy places the organism in Eukaryota, Metazoa, Chordata, Actinopteri, Cypriniformes, Leuciscidae.